AUGGCUGAGAAAGAAGUCCAAGUGUCUCUCAUGGGCAUCAUUUACAGCUCUGCCAUAAAGGUUCUGUGCCAUAUUGGCGAAGAAACAGAGAACUCCACCAUUAUACUAGACGCCAUGGAGCGCUAUUGGAAACGAAACAUCCGUCGCGGACUUGUGUUGGGUCAGGGGGACUCCCUUAUGCUCUCCGGAGAGUCAGCCGCAAAGCUCUUGGAUAUCCCAUACCCGACAGAUGAGGAGGCAGAUGCUAUUGAAGAUGUUAAAGGAGGCGAAUGGCCUGCGAGGUAUCUUGAAUUCAUCUCCGCGCCAUGGUUUCACCGUCUUUGGGUCGUGCAAGAGUUUGUCCUUGGACGUCAUGUACUCAUGAUCGUAGGGCGUCGACACAUACCUUGGGGGCGGCUCUGGGUAGGCACUUUAUGGUUCAAAGGAGUCAAAUGGCCAUGGGACCCUGUAAAGUUCACCAACGAGGACCUAGUAAGACUUUUCACAUCAUACAACUCCAUGUGUCUCGUUCUUUCAACUCGACUCAUCGAUCUCAACACGUCACAUGGCCGUGGAUUUAACAACAUUGCCCAAGUACUCCUUAACGGACUCGAGAUGAAUCAAACCCAUGCAGGAGGAUCGCUCCUGCUUUGUGCUGGUCUACCUGGUCGUGCCGAAGAAUACCCUUCUUGGAUACGAGAUCUUUCUGCACCAAAACUGAUGAAGCAUGUCUGGAUGGGGCGUCCGUGUUUUGUCCAAGGGUACUAUAUCGACGAUAUUACAGACAUGUCGCCCAAUGGGGCUUCUGAUCCUUUCAACUUGGUUGCACUGGCUCUCUGGAUUCAAGAAGCGUUCAACUUCUUCACCGGACCUGAAUCGUCAGUCGGUGACUCAGAUCCACUAUAUCCUCUAACUUCUGAUCCUGUUUGCGAAGCGGCUCUGAAGGUAAUGCUGGAUUACAACGAACAAGACACCAUGAGCCCUGAUGACGAAGAAUUCAAGGCCUUGUUGCGUAUGGGAUUGUCCUUGCCUUCCGUCGCCUUCUCCAAAGAUGCUGAGAACAAAACGACGGGAGAAGAUGCGGAGGAAACAGAGGCCACCGAGGAAGAGACCAUUAUGGGGAGGAUCAUUUCUGGAUUCCAAGAUGAAAGAUCCACUUUAUGGGAGCUAUGCUUUCGAAUACACAAGGUAAGGGGAUUGGGCUUUUAUAAAACCAAGAAGGGUCUCUUUGCUCUGUUGCCAAAGUUCACCCGUCCUGGGGACUCUAUUUGGAUUAUCAAGGGAUGCGGUCUACCUCUUGUACUACGGCAGAGUGUAACCCAUCAUGAUUCAUAUGAGCUGGUUGGAGGUGGCUAUGUGUAUGGGGUUAUGAACGGGGAGAUGCUGGAAAAGCCUGGCUUCAGGUGGCAAGAAGUCUCUCUUAGAUAG
This is a messenger RNA of Fusarium musae, 1407 nucleotides long. RefSeq lists its product as uncharacterized. NCBI's taxonomy places the organism in Eukaryota, Fungi, Ascomycota, Sordariomycetes, Hypocreales, Nectriaceae. The transcript has 3 exons. The coding region runs from base 1 to 1407 and encodes 468 amino acids. The record is from RefSeq and is a predicted model, not a curated record.